Fraxinus pennsylvanica is the source of this 531-nucleotide messenger RNA. The record is from the annotation of a GenBank genome assembly. NCBI's taxonomy places the organism in Eukaryota, Viridiplantae, Streptophyta, Magnoliopsida, Lamiales, Oleaceae.
AUGCAUUUGUUUGGUAGUAAGAAAGAAAGGGUUGUUAAUCCCCCAGUCUUGGACGGAAGUGGUGCAAUUGGAACACCAUUACUUGGCUAUGUGGACGAAGAAAGUUCAGAUAAAGUAGUACAGUGCGAAAUAAGGCCUUCUAUGUCGAAAACUCGUGAUCAGAAGUGUUAUUACUUGAAUUUACUUCUCUAUGUUUUGGAGUUGCCUCUUUCCUUACCAAGAAGACUUACAAUCCCAGCUGUCAGUGAAGAAAAAUGGUCUAAGCCAUUUGCUUACAAAAAAUUCCAGCCCACCAAGAAAAUUCCUAUUGCUAUGGCUUGUAGGAGGGUUCCUAAUGAGCAUAGCUUGGACAUACAUAACUGCAGAAGAAUUGGUUUCUUUACUGGUUGCAUUCGAAAGGUGGUCCAGAUGGGGGCCAGAUUGCAGUAUCCGGAUGCUAUGCGGGUCCACUUUUCAAUACAUUGGGUUCUUGAUUGGAGGAUUAUUAUGGGCCCUUGUGAUUUUGCCAAAGAGGAACAUGCAGCUGGAUAA